Molecule: messenger RNA, 969 nt
Organism: Dromaius novaehollandiae (emu)
Lineage: Eukaryota; Metazoa; Chordata; Aves; Casuariiformes; Dromaiidae
Gene: CISD3
Product: CDGSH iron sulfur domain 3
Exons: 2
Coding region: 72-461 (129 amino acids)
Cellular component (GO): mitochondrion
Molecular function (GO): 2 iron, 2 sulfur cluster binding
Source: RefSeq, a predicted model, not a curated record
CGCCCCGCCUCCGCCGGCCGCAGCCUCUUCCGGCGGCGCCGGGAGGAGGAGCCGGGCCGGCGCGUCGGGCCAUGGCGCCGCUGAGGCCGGGCGCGCUCGUGACAGCGAUGCGGGCGGCGGCGGCGCUGCUGCAGGGCGGCGGCGCGGGGGGCGGCGGCGGCGGCGCGGGGGGGCUGAGCCCCCCCCGGGCGCAGGCCGAGCCCGUCGCGGCCGCCGAGGAGCCCUUCGCGGUGGAGCUGAAGGCCGGGAGGACGUACGCCUGGUGCGCCUGCGGCCACAGCAAGAAGCAGCCCUUCUGCGACGGCGCCCACAAGCGCGCGGCGCCCGGUGUCACCCCGCUGCGCUUCACGCCCGACGCCGACGGCCGCGCCCGGCUCUGCGGCUGCAAACGCACCCGCUCGCCGCCCUUCUGCGACGGCUCCCACCGGCGGGACCCCGGGCGCGCGGCCCCCCCGCCCUGACGGGCCCCGGGCGGAGAGCGGCGCCUCGGCCCCGUCUCGGCGGGAGGGGAGGCCGGCGGGGGACGAAGCAGCAGGACUGGGCCUUGGACGUGGAGUCCCAAACCGCAGGCGCUGGCCGGCUCCGGCGGCACGAAGCCGGGUUCCCACACGGAGCCGGGGUUCCCAUGCGGAUGGAUUCCCACGCGGAGCCGGGGUUCCUGCAUGGAGCCGGGGUUCCCAUGUGGAUGGAUUCCCACGCGGAGCCGGGGUUCCCGCAUGGAGCCGGGGUUCCCACGCGGAUGGAUUCCCACGCAGAGCCAGGGUUCCUGCGUGGAGCUGGGGUUCCCAUGUGGAUGGGUUCCCACGCGGAGCCGGGGUUCCCGUGCAGAUGGAUUCCCACGCGGACGGGUUCCCGCGUGGAGCCGGGAUUCCCGCACACGGCCGGGUUCCCGCGCCCCCGGGCCCUGCUUCACCCCGAGACUCGCUGCCGCUGUGUAAAUGUUGAAUAAAGCCGAGCCCUCAGCCCGGA